AUGGAACACACAGAUCAAAGUGGAGAGUAUAAGAUGUCCUUUUCCAAAGAGAAGUCGACUGUUGAGACAACUACCAUACCUGUACCGAAUGACCUCGAAAAGGUAAACUCCAUACUUGAUUACCAUCAUGGAGAAGUGAAGAGGGGAUUGAGCUCAAGGCACCUACAAUUUAUUGCAUUAUGUGGCUCAAUUGGCACAGGCUUAUUUGUUGGUUCUGGAGCACCUCUUGUAUUAUGUGGUCCCGCUCCCCUUUUGGUAAGUUAUUUGAUAGUAAGCAUCGUUGUAUACUUUAUCAUGAAUUUUUUAUCUGAAAUGGUUUGCUGGAUUCCACUAAAAGGAGUUCAUCCAGCAGGCUGGAUUACUAGAUAUGUCGAUAGAAGCCUUGGCUUUGCUACUGGAUGGAUUUACUGGUAUAGUCUUGCUAUUUUAGUCGCCACAGAGAACACUGCAGCUGGUUUGGUCAUCGAAUACUGGGUAAGUGGUGAUAGAGUGAAUAUUGCGGUUUGGAUGUCCAUAUUUUGGGUAAUUAUGGUUGCUGUGAAUUUUUCAGCUGUGCAAUAUUAUGGAGAAACUGAAUUUAUUUGUGGUGUUCUUAAACUCUCUUGUAUUAUUGGAUUGAUCAUAUGUGGUAUUGUAAUCUUUUUUGGUGGAGCUCCUACACAUGAUAGAUUGGGAUUUCGAUAUUGGAAUAAUCCUGGAUCAUUUGCCUUACACUUAGCUUCUUCUAACAAAAACACAAGUAGAUUCCUUGAUGUUUGGACAGCGGUUAUUAAAUCUUCAUUUGCUUUUAUAUUAGCACCUGAACUCAUAAUUACUUCAAGCGGAGAGGUGGAGCGUCCGCGCAGUAAUAUUGCAAAAGCCUCCAGUAGAUUUAUCUGGAGACUUAUUGUAUUUUACAUUUGUAGCAUUGUUGUAAUUACUGUUACUGUCGCCUAUAAUGAUAAGAAUUUGGUUGGUGCUAUUGCGAAAGGAAAAUCAGGAGCUGAAGCUUCCCCUUUUGUUGUCGGGAUCCAAAACGCUGGUAUUAAAGCUUUGAAUCACAUUGUGAAUGCAGUAAUUCUUACUUCAGCAAUCUCAUCUGGUAAUUCUUGGCUCUAUGCUAGCUCUAGAACUCUAGUAGGAUUGGCAAAAGAAGGAAACGCUCCAAAGUUUUUUGCGAACGUCAAUAGGUUUGGGGUUCCUUAUUAUGGAGUCGCUGCCGGAGCUGCAAUGGGCCUAUUGGCCUACUUAAAUUGUUCAAAUUCAUCGGCGGUGGUUUUUUCAUGGUUAUCAAGUAUUGUUACCACAGGUGGCUUUUUUGGCUGGAUAUGUAAUGGAAUAGCUUACCUCAGAUGGCGAAAGGCUGUUAAAGUUCAAGAAUUGGAGCACAGAGUUCCCUUACGUACCCCCUUUCAACCGUACGGUACCUGGUUUGCAAUCAUUUUUGUUGUGAUUUGUACACUUACGAACGGAUAUGAUGUUUUUAUCAAUUGGGACACAAGUAGUUUCUUUGCAUCAUAUGUGACCUUUCUCAUAUUUUUUCUUUUAUAUGCUGGACAUAAAAUAUGGUUUAAAACCUCAUUUUUGCUAAAGGUUGAAGACAUUGACAUUACUACAGGUUUGGAGGAAGCUGAGAGAGAAGAGAGGGAAGAAAUUAAACCAACUCCUGGCAAUCCUUUUGAGAAAUUUAUUAAUUGGAUGUUUUAA
Molecule: messenger RNA, 1686 nt
Organism: Priceomyces carsonii
Lineage: Eukaryota; Fungi; Ascomycota; Pichiomycetes; Serinales; Debaryomycetaceae
Exons: 1
Coding region: 1-1686 (561 amino acids)
Biological process (GO): amino acid transmembrane transport
Cellular component (GO): membrane
Molecular function (GO): amino acid transmembrane transporter activity
Source: RefSeq, a predicted model, not a curated record